UAUGUAUGCAUAUGAGUUGAGAGAGCAUCUUAAACCAGAAAGACACCUAAAAACCAAAUUAUGAAUAUCAUACCUUGGACUAGAUGUCUGCUGAUAGCCGUGUUACUUAUUCAACCUGAUUACAUUUGCUGUGCAGGUCUCGGUUCAACCUGCACGCUUGCAGCACAAUGUUCAGGUGUAACAAAUGCUACAUGUAAAUCAUUGACAUGCAAGUGCGAGGCUCUUUUUAAAACAGACAAGCAAACAUGCGUUCUGAAUGGUAUAAAUGAUACUUGCGCUGGUAACCAAAACUGUUUGAGUGCAAAUCAUUUAACAUGUGAUACACUGAAAUGUCAAUGUGCACAAGGAUAUAAACCAAAGGCUGGGGCAUGUAUUCCGAAAGUGAUUGGCAAACAAUGCACAGAUGCAACGGUAUCGACUGAUUGCCCGCUAGAAAAUUCCGUUUGUACUUCAUCGAAAUGCGCUUGUAAAUCAGGGUACAAUAACAAUGCUGACAGAUGUUUGAAAAUCAUCGGAGGACACUGUAUGGGAAGCUCUGCAUGUACUGGUGACACUCAUUCAGUGUGCAAUAACAAUUUAUGCGAAUGUGCUGAACACUUUGGAGAAAAAGACAACGUGUGUACUGCAACCUUAGACAGCAAACAAUGCACGCCACCAAAAGGUACGGAGUGCGGCGCUAAUGCUGAAUGUGACGAAAAGACAAAAGCAUGCCGAUGUAGUUCUGGUUUCAAGAUGAACGUUGACACUUGUGUUGCAGAUAAUGGAGGUAUGACGACAUCCCUGACAUUUGCCAUACUUGCAAUUCCUGGAUUGCUAGCCCUGAGGGAGGCAUAUGGACAGUUUAUGUAAGAGUGUCAAAUACUUGCUACCUAGUAAAAGGUAUAUGGAGUGUUUGACCCAUUUGUUACCGAAUUGGCAUUUCAAACCUUCAUGGAUCGCAUGCUUUGUUUCCGUUUCAUCUACGAUGCGUUUUCGUCUUUGUUUUAUUUUGAGAGACAACUUUUAUUCAUGUGUUCCGUAGCACAGACCUUCAUUUUGAAUCCGAAUUUAAUAGUGCACUAAAUCCUUGUUUAUAUGUUUUUUCUUGAUAUUCUUUUACAACUUUAAUGUUUAAAUUAUCAGACAUACAAUAUACAAUUUUAAAGUAAAACAUUUUACGAAUUCGCCAGCCUAUUUUCUUGUCAAAUCUAGGAUUUCCUGUGUUGGAUGAAGCAUUUAAAAGAUCUAGACUUAUGAAAAUACAAGAGAUAUGAUAAGAUUUGACAAGAGUUAUCUGAAUGACAUGCAUAUAUUACACAUAAUAAAAUUGACGAAGUGAAUAUUUUGAUUUUUAUCAUUCUGUUAAACAUUGUCUGAUUGAAUACGGCAUGGACGAG
Ruditapes philippinarum (Manila clam) is the source of this 1376-nucleotide messenger RNA. Its product is annotated as cell death abnormality protein 1-like. The transcript is spliced from 9 exons. The record is from RefSeq and is a predicted model, not a curated record. Lineage: Eukaryota; Metazoa; Mollusca; Bivalvia; Venerida; Veneridae. The coding region runs from base 61 to 849 and encodes 262 amino acids.